Messenger RNA from Photinus pyralis (common eastern firefly), 642 nucleotides. Its product is annotated as inosine triphosphate pyrophosphatase. The record is from RefSeq and is a predicted model, not a curated record. Bases 58 to 615 code for a protein of 185 amino acids. Gene Ontology annotation, biological process: nucleoside triphosphate catabolic process. Gene Ontology annotation, cellular component: cytoplasm. The transcript has a single exon. NCBI's taxonomy places the organism in Eukaryota, Metazoa, Arthropoda, Insecta, Coleoptera, Lampyridae. Gene Ontology annotation, molecular function: nucleoside triphosphate diphosphatase activity.
UUAGUUUAUUUGUAAAAUUCAUAACCUAACAAAUUUAAAGUGUCUUUGAAAAAAAAAAUGUCAAAACCAAUAACAUUUGUAACUGGAAAUGCAAAAAAAUUGGAAGAAGUAAUCGCAAUACUAGGCCCCUCAUUUCCACGAGAGCUAAUCCACAAAAAAAUCGACCUACCGGAACUGCAAGGUGAACUUUCGGAUGUAAUCUACAAAAAGUGCCAGGAGGCCGGUCGGAUAGUCGGAGGUCCCGUGAUUGUCGAAGACUCGGCACUAUGUUUCAACGCACUCAAAGGCUUACCCGGUCCGUACAUAAAGUGGUUCCUCGAAAAACUGGGCCCCGAAGGUUUAUAUCAGAUGCUGGAGGGUUUCGAGGAUAAAACCGCCGACGCUGUUUGCACGUUCGGUUUUUCUCCCGGAGGUUGUGAUGAGCAAGUGGUGUUGUUUGAAGGUCGUACUGAAGGGGAAAUCGUACGUCCGAGGGGUCCACGAAAUUUUGGUUGGGAUCCGUGCUUUCAACCGAAGGGAUAUACGCAAACUUAUGCUGAAUUGACUAAGGAGGAAAAGAAUAAGAUUUCGCAUAGAUAUAAAGCUCUUGAUAAAUUGUUAGGGUAUUUUAAAUAAUUUUAAUAAAGAAGAAUAAUAUGUUCA